AUGUCCGUGCAAGCCUCGGACUUCUCCAUCCUCGUCAUCGCCCUCGUCACCCUCCUCACCAUCACGCGGACGACAUACAUGCCCAACGCCUCGACGUGGCGGAAAGUGGCCAUCUGCGUCUCGGUGUGGGUGGUGCCCUUCGUCACGGCGACGAUCGCGACGUCCAUGGGCAAGAUGGGCCCCGUGAGCGGCAACUGGUGCUGGAUUGUCAGCUCCCAGACGGGGCUGCGGUACGCGCUGACGCACGGGUGGAGGAUCGCCAUCAUCUUCUUCACGGCGGGCAUCUACAUCUUUGUGUGGUGGUACAUGAACCGCCACUUCCGGUCCAUGGUCAGCACGACCCUCACCGACCUCAGCGGCGCGACGGAGCGCUCGCGGCGCCGGCGCAAGGGCUUCAACAGGAUGGGCGACGGCGACGCCCGGGAAGAGGACGAGCACCAGGACACGGAAUUAUCCACCGUCAGCAAGUCGAGGAUAUCCAGGGUGCUGGAGGACCAGUGGGAGAUGUCGGCCCCCGAGGCGGCGUACGUGAGGACCAACGAGGACGACGGACAGGAGGAGGAGCUCACACCGGGGGGCCGAAAGAGGUCACGGCGGAGCAGGGCCAGCUCGAUAUGCUCCGUGUCGGACUCGGACGAGGACUACAACGACAUCCACGACCGCAUCAUCGAGGAGGAGACGGCGGCGGGCCGGGGACAGCAGCAGCAGCCGCCGACGAUGAAGACGACUGCCAACCGCAAGGCGCCGCCGCCAGCCCUAAACGGCGGCAAGUUCGACGCGACGGCGACGACGGACAGCGAGUUCCCGCAGCGGCGGCAGACGCGGCAGAUGGAGCGCGAGAUCAAGCGCAUGCUGCUGCUCAACGCGUACCCGAUCAUGUACGUGAUACUGUGGAUCCCGGGGCUGGUCAACCGGUUCAUGGAGGCGACGGGCAACACGUCCCAGAGCAGGGUGCUGGCGGCGCUGCAGUCGAGCAGCCAGUUCGUCGGCCUGGCGAACGCGUUGACGUACGGGUUUAAUACGGCGCUCAGGAAGAAGAUCAAGGUCUGGUGGCGGAGGAAAGGGAGGAAGGGGAGGUCUGACCGGAGGCGGACCAGGGCCUGA
Messenger RNA from Diaporthe citri, 1104 nucleotides. RefSeq lists its product as uncharacterized. The transcript has a single exon. The coding region runs from base 1 to 1104 and encodes 367 amino acids. The record is from RefSeq and is a predicted model, not a curated record. Gene Ontology annotation, biological process: adenylate cyclase-activating G protein-coupled receptor signaling pathway. Gene Ontology annotation, cellular component: plasma membrane. Lineage: Eukaryota; Fungi; Ascomycota; Sordariomycetes; Diaporthales; Diaporthaceae. Gene Ontology annotation, molecular function: G protein-coupled receptor activity.